AUGUCACCAACAAAAGUAGGAGCAAAAAAAACAGUAAAGAAUUUGAAAACAAAAAAGAAAUAUGAAAAUAGUACAACAAGAUGUAAAAGGUCGUUUGAAUUAUAUAUCUACAAAGUCUUGAAAUAAGUUCACCCAGAUCUGAGUGUUACUAAAAAGGCUAUGAACAUCAUGAAUUCAUUUAUCAAUGAUAUAUUUGACAGAAUAAUUCUUGAAGUCAGCCAUUUAGUCAGAUUUAGCGAUAAGAAAAGAAAAACACUUAGACCAAGAGAAAUCUAAACUGCUGUAAAAUUGUUAUUUCCAGGAAAGUUGGUUAAUUAUGCCAUAAAAGAUGGAGUCAAAGCACUCACCAACUAUAACUUCUAUUUCUUGAAGCAGUAAUAAGAUAGUCCUUUCUGUAAUUUUUAAGUUUAAAAAUGA
Paramecium pentaurelia is the source of this 417-nucleotide messenger RNA. The record is from the annotation of a GenBank genome assembly. NCBI's taxonomy places the organism in Eukaryota, Ciliophora, Oligohymenophorea, Peniculida, Parameciidae.